Messenger RNA from Penicillium odoratum, 639 nucleotides. RefSeq lists its product as uncharacterized. The transcript has 3 exons. NCBI's taxonomy places the organism in Eukaryota, Fungi, Ascomycota, Eurotiomycetes, Eurotiales, Aspergillaceae. The record is from RefSeq and is a predicted model, not a curated record. Gene Ontology annotation, biological process: mRNA export from nucleus; positive regulation of DNA-templated transcription, elongation. Gene Ontology annotation, molecular function: mRNA binding. Gene Ontology annotation, cellular component: THO complex part of transcription export complex. The coding region runs from base 1 to 639 and encodes 212 amino acids.
AUGGCUAUCAGUGAAAUCGUUACCGACCAGUCAUUACUGCCCGUGCUCAGCACCAGCGCGGAGACUCUCGCCCAAUGCCAACAACUCCUCAACCUACUGAAUCCCGACUCUAUCCCCGCCGGAACCUCCGUCCAUGAUUUAUCGCUAGCGGCAUCUAAACAACAAAAGGUUCUCUUUGCUCUUCUCGCCCAGCUACGUGGUCAGAACCGUGAUGCGAUCUUCCGUGUGCGCGACACCAAACAAUCCACCGCCGAGGCCCGCCAGGAGAUUGAUCGACUGCAUCUCCAACUGCAGAACCUAUACUACGAGCAGAAGCACUUGAACGGCGAGAUUUCAGCCUGUGAAUCCUAUGACCACAAAUACCUUUCACUGCCAUUGAUACCCGUCGAAGAAUUCUUGGAGCUCUUCCCCGAACACCGCGACACGAAUGAACAUGAAUUGAUGAUUGCGCGCAUUAACCAUGAGCAUGCGGAGCGAGAGAAACUGGAGCAGGCUCGCCAGGAGCUGUUGAAACACAAGCAGGCCUUGAUCGCGGAGAACAAGAAGCGCAAGGAUGAUCUGGCCAACCUCGAUCAGGACCUCGAGAAGUUCAUUGAUGCUGCCAAACCUAUCCAGAAAAUCUUCGAAAAGGAAUACUAG